GUAAUGAAUGGUGUCAUGGCAUUGAGGCAUAUACUGAUCUACCAGCUGCCAUUAUUGACCAUAUUAUUGCCAUUCAAGAUGUCUAGAAAACGAGCACCAGGACCCUACAACUAUGAUGAUGAUGAGGAUUAUGUUCCAAGCAAGGCAGUGAAGUAUUCUGAACGUGAAGAUGUGGGACCCUUGAAGGUGAAGAAGCACACUCUUGAUUCAGAUGAAGAGGAAGAUGAGUUAGAGGGUGAUGACCAGAAUGAGGACAAGAAUUAUGAUGUUUUGAAGGAAGAGGAUAUUGAUGGGCAGGAGGAGAAGACAGUAGAUUGUGAGGGUGACACUCCAAUAACACCAUUCAACAUGAAAGAGGAAAUGGAGGAUGGCCAUUUUGAUGGGGAUGGAUUCUACCAUUUCAAGAAGAAUACUGUACAAAUUAAGGAUGCAUGGCUUGAUGACAUUGAUUGGAUGAAGAUCAAGAGUUGUGAGGGAGAUGAAAAAAAGUAUGGGUCUGAUGUUGAGAGUGACAUAGAGAGUGAAGAAGCUGUCAGCAACAUCAUUGAAGUGUACAGAGAAAUAUUGGUUUUCCUUAUGGAGGGAGAAACAGUUGCCAAAGCAUUAAAGAGACUUGGUGGGAACAAGAAGAUUUCAUCUGCUCAAAAAUGGAAACUGAAAAAGACUGGUGGUGAUGGGAGUGAGAGUGGAAGCCAGAAGAUGUCCAGCUUCCUGAAACUGACAGAGCUGGCCAAUAAAAUCAUUGAGACUGGCAACAUGGAUAUCUACCAAGAGACAUAUGAGAUGAUCAAACUGAAGAUUGAACGCUCUAAAGCUCCAGCUGCUGCCCUACCACUAGAUAUGUUUGCUGAAGAUCAGAAGAUGACUGAUGCAUAUCAGGAGAAUAUUGGCCAGGAAGAACAGGAUAGUGUUGAAAAAGUGAGAUGGGAGAUCCGUUGGGAGGAUAAAGAAGAUGCAGAAGUACAUGGACCAUUCCCCAAUGAGAAGAUGUUGCAAUGGCAGGAGUCAGGCUACUUUGACAAAGUGGCCUAUGUCAGAAGAGUCUCAGACAGGGCAAGAACAUGGUAUUCAACAAAGCGCAUUGAUUUUGAACUGUAUAGUUAGUAUGUGUAAUGAAUGGGGGAUUUCUCUCAGCAUCACUGUUAUUGAAGGAGACCUGUUUCUUGUCAACUUUAAUCUCCUUUUCCUGCUGACACAAUAAAUAUAUUCAUCACUAAAA
This is a messenger RNA of Portunus trituberculatus (swimming crab), 1219 nucleotides long. It is a transcript of the gene holn1, whose product is annotated as CD2 antigen cytoplasmic tail-binding protein 2 homolog. Gene Ontology annotation, cellular component: U5 snRNP. The coding region runs from base 4 to 1104 and encodes 366 amino acids. The record is from RefSeq and is a predicted model, not a curated record. NCBI's taxonomy places the organism in Eukaryota, Metazoa, Arthropoda, Malacostraca, Decapoda, Portunidae. The transcript has 7 exons. Gene Ontology annotation, molecular function: protein binding.